Molecule: messenger RNA, 495 nt
Organism: Cylicostephanus goldi
Lineage: Eukaryota; Metazoa; Nematoda; Chromadorea; Rhabditida; Strongylidae
Source: the annotation of a GenBank genome assembly
AUGUUCCCAUACGUCCACUUAUUGCUCCUACUCCUCUGCUUUCAUGGUGAUGGCAAGCAAGCAUCAGAGAACCCUUUCAAGCUUCAGUUGAAAGCAUGGAUGGGAGGAUCACCAGCUGAUGCUCCAUCGACGCAGCCAUCUUUGGCAAAGAAGAAAUCAGGAAUGAGCUUGAAAGUUCGAGUUUCCAAUCAGGAACGACGAGUUUCCUACAUAGAAAAGGACAAGUCACUCGAAGAGAUCUCCCCAAAAAUGGAACCCGAACAAAGGGAAUAUGAAGUUGUGCAAUUACGGCCUCCUGAAAAAGGCGAAGUUACUCAUUAUGACCCUGAUCUCAAGUCAGAAGCAGCAGCUGAUGACGUUGAAGAAAUGAUCUCAGCAGAGAUUCUGGAUGACACCGGUCGAAUAGGGCCUAUGUUUGAGGUGCGCGAUACAAUGAUCUUCCGUCCACCUCCACCACUGCCAACAAAAAAUAUCCUCCAUGCUCGAUUUGAUACC